Messenger RNA from Paramecium sonneborni, 812 nucleotides. The record is from the annotation of a GenBank genome assembly. Lineage: Eukaryota; Ciliophora; Oligohymenophorea; Peniculida; Parameciidae.
AUGACCGAUAUAGAUUUAAGAGAAAACUUUCUGAGGUAAUACAAAUUUAUCUCUAUGUUCAUAUGUUAUCCAAUUAAAACUGUCAUAAGAUUUUAAUAAAAGCAUGGAACAAUUUUUUAAGAUUCAUUAAAUAUAGUUUAUAAAGAAGGAGGGCUUAAAAGAUUUUAUAGUGGUAAUUUAGUAUGAUUUUCAAAGGAUUCUUUUAUAGGUAUAUUAGUAAAAGUGCAGAGUUUGUAGUACUUUUGAAAGCAUUGAAUUCAUGGUCCGACAUUACAAAUAAUAAUGUAAAUCCAAUAAAUUUAAUACUAUCAUUCAUGAUGGGAAUUAUGAUACAAUUUACAUUUUUGCCAUUUAAUUCUCUAUACUACUUUUAAUAAGUUUAUGGGUAUCGUGAUGGAAAAGAACUCUUGCUUUAUAAAGUAAAAUCAAAUGGUACAUCAAGCAUUUAUCAUGGAUUUUGGUCUUUUUUAGCAGGAAGUUGGUUUGGUAGUAUAAUAGCAUUUCCAGCCUUGUAAAAUUAUUAAAAAUAUAAUAAUUAAAAAGAGGAUAAAAAAAAUGAAUAUAGUCUAUUUUAUUUGUAUUCUGCUUUUUUAACUGCUGAAGUAAUCUCGAACCCAUUCAAAAUAUUGGCUAUUUAAAAAUUAACUAGCAUAGAAUGCAAAUCGUAUGGAUAAAUUUAUAAUUAAUUGUUAAAAGAGCAGGGCUAUCAAUGGAUUUUUCGAUCUAUAGAUACUAAGCUAUAUUAUUCACUUUUAAAAUCUUUAUUUAUUGUGUAUGGCUAUGAUUAUAAGAAACUUUCAAGAGAAAUUUGA